AUGGAGGAGCAGGCCCAAGUUAUACGGCAGCAACAGGAGAUGCAACGUAAACAAAACGAAGAAAUCACCCAGCUGAAGGCGCGACAUGUCAAUCAUGAGAUGUCCGAGACCCAAGGAAGCCAGAAUGACGAACAUGGCGGACAUACGCCUCCACGCAACGAUCGGUCUCCUAAUCUAUUACCUUUCACUAAUGCUAUCAUGCAAGCCCAAAUGCCCGAUAGACCUCCUCCCUCAAUCGAGAGAUUUGACGGUACUUCUGACCCCGAGCACCACAUCAGAAACUUCAUUGACUCCAUGGCUUACUACUCCAAAAGCAAUCCUGUCAAAUGCAGAGCCUUCUCCCAGUCUUUGAAAGGCGAAGCUCUGGAAUGGUAUUAUACCCUUCCCCCUAAUUCAAUCGACAAUUUCCGCACUGUCAUCACUCUAUUCAAAAAGCAAUAUGCCAUCAACCGAAAAGAUGAGGUAACCCCUACGGAUCUCGUUAAUAUAAAACAAGGCAAAGAUGAGACUCUAAGAGCGUUCGUGCAACGAUACAAUGAAGCAACGAGACGAGCCAAGGGUGUAAACCAUGAUUUCAUUAUCGGCAAUCUCCCCAACUGUAUAAAGUCGGGAUAUGUCUCGGAGCACCUAUACGCUCGACAACCUAAAACAAUGGAAGAGCUCCAGGAAAGAUUGACCGAAUACAUCAAGAUGGAGGAUCAGACAAUCUUUCGUAAGAAACAGGCUUCAGAAAAUCCGGUGAAUGAGGUCAGAAAAGAGGCAAGGCACACUCGUGAAAGAGGCCCACCACAGAAGGUCACACGAACGAACCUGCCAGAACCGUUAGGGCCCUGCUAUGACCAUUACACCAAUCUCAACACACCAAGAGAGAGAAUAUUUGACAAAGCCCUACAGGCCAACCUCAUCUUCGUACGUAGACUAAAUACGCCCGCAAAUGCAGACCCUACCAAAGUUUGCAGGUACCAUAAUAAUAAGGGGCACACUACUGAAAGCUGUCAAGGAUUGAAGGAUGAACUGGAAAGACUUAUCCGUGCGGGAUACCUCCACGAGUUCGUACGAGAAGAAACAUACAGAACCAGACACUCCCCUAGGAAGGAGCCCCGUCGAAGAAGUCCGAAGAGGAACGUUCGACCAAGAGAUCAGUCGAGAAGCCAUUCCCGAAGAAGGGAUCAAGACAAACCAGCAAGAGGUCGUAUUGACACGACCUCUAGAAGGUUCGCCGGUGGUGGGGCGUCAUCGUCCUCCCGGAAAAGACACCUGCGAAACCUGCAAAGCGUCCACAAUGUAAGCCAUCGCCAUUUGUCUAUGCCAGACAUCACGUUCACCAACGCAGAUUUCCAUGCACCAGAUCCCGACCAGGAUGACCCUAUGGUCAUUACUGCACGGAUAACCCAAUAUGAUGUUAGCAAAGUACUGAUUGACCAAGGAAGCUCGGUCAACAUUCUCUACUGGUCCACCUUCCAGAAAAUGGAAUUCCUAGAGGAUGUCGUCGCCCCUUUUAAUGAGCAGAUAUUAGGUUUCGCCAAGGAAAGGGUAGAUACUCGGGAAUACUUGGAUCUGAGAACACAACUGGGUACAGGAGAACGUUCAAAAGAGUUACGCAUACGGUUUUUGUUGGUGGAAGCAAAUACGGCUUAUAACGCUCUCCUCGGACGACCCUGCCUGAAUGCUUUUCGAGCGAUCGUAUCCACGCCUCACCUGGCGAUGAAGUUUCCGUCUGAAAAAGGGAGCAUCUGCACAGUAAAAGCGGACCAAAAGACAGCUCGACAAUAUUACGUCACCAGGCUAAAAUUAACGCCGCUCGUCCCUCAGAACAAAGUCAGGCGACCCGAAACCACACUUGUUGACUUGGACCCCAGAACAAACACGGAUUAUCGGAUGGAACCUCAGGGUGAUGUGAAGACGUUCGUAUUAGGGCGAAGUGAGGACCAAACCACCACCAUCAGCGCAGAACUACAACUGGGGGACGAGCGAAAUUUGACGGAGUUACUACGCACCAACUCUAAGCUGUUGGCAUGGAGUGCAGCUGAUAUGCCCGGGUACACCCGAGCGUCAUGA
Messenger RNA from Vigna radiata var. radiata (mung bean), 2058 nucleotides. RefSeq lists its product as uncharacterized. The record is from RefSeq and is a predicted model, not a curated record. Bases 1 to 2058 code for a protein of 685 amino acids. The transcript has a single exon. Lineage: Eukaryota; Viridiplantae; Streptophyta; Magnoliopsida; Fabales; Fabaceae.